AUGGCUGUUUAUGGUGAGCUAGGAAGGUACCCCAUUGACUGUUUUAGCAAGAAACAACGACUUAAGUAUUUCAACCAGGCAACAAACUCUGAUAACACAUUAUUAAUAAGAGAAGCCUACUUAGUAAAUAAGAAUGUAAAAGGGGAUUCAAGAUAUGCUUCUCCAGAGGCUAGUUUAUCCAACUGUUCUUGGUAUAGCCAGUCAGCGUGUUGUAAAAGAACUGAAGUGACGUCUGUCUUUGGUGGCAUGUAUUCACUGUAUGGUGCUUCUACCGCCUGUCAGAGUCGACUCAAUUACAUGAUGUGUUAUUUUUGUAGCCCUGCACAAGGGGAGUGGUAUGACAACCAUGUUCGUAUCUGUAUGGAAUUCUGUGAUGAUACUUAUACUAAUUGUAUGAACGCUAAAUAUAAUGGACACACCAUUGGAGAAAAAUACCGGAAUGGUCGACACUUCUGUGAAUCACAACAGUUUGAAGUAGUGCACAGCAAACAAGGAUGUUUUGACUUUGACCCUGGUGCUUUUGGUUCAUCCACAAUGAGUGCUCUCCACAAAGUUGUUUUUUUAAUUUCAGUUUUUGUAUCCAUACUCAAUACUGUAUGAUAGUCAAUUUUUAAAAUUUAGGAAAA
Molecule: messenger RNA, 626 nt
Organism: Saccoglossus kowalevskii
Lineage: Eukaryota; Metazoa; Hemichordata; Enteropneusta; Harrimaniidae
Product: riboflavin-binding protein-like
Cellular component (GO): external side of plasma membrane
Molecular function (GO): signaling receptor activity
Source: RefSeq, a predicted model, not a curated record